GACUCUGCCGGAAAAGAUUAUUUAUCCACCAGCCAAGAAUUCGAUUCUGUCUAUCAAGAAUUAGAUCUGAACUCUCUUAAUGAAGAUUUUCUUUCCCAGUCCAUGUCCAAUGCCAUGACAAAGACCUCUCUGGAUACAUAUGAAUCCCGGACAACUUCUGAACCUGAGUAUCUGACCGAAGCCGAGCAAAUGGAGCUCAGAUCCGAGCUCACCAAAUUGGAGGAGGAAAUCGUAACGCUACGCCACGUGCUGGCCGCCAAAGAGAAACGCUGUGGGGAGCUCAAGACAAGGCUGGGGUGCACGGCUUUGGUGGGGUUGAAACAGAAUCUGUCCAAGAGCUGGCAUGAUAUUCAGGUCUCCAACACUUACAUGAAACAGAAGACAUCAGCCGCCCUGUCCACCGUGGGCUCUGCUAUCUGCAGGAAGCUUGGAGACAUGAAGAAGUCAGCCACGUUCAGAUCUUUGGAAGGUCUGAUGGGGACCAUCAAGUCCAGAGUCGCAGGUGGCAGAGACCUUGGCAAUGACGGCCUUCCUGCCUCGCCAGGGAGUGGAGAUGACCCACUCCUGGUUCCGGGGAGUGGGGCUGACCCAGUUCCAGGGAGUCAGGAUGACCUGCUUUCCUUUCUAGAGCCAGAAUGA
This is a messenger RNA of Lepus europaeus (European hare), 639 nucleotides long. RefSeq names its product TPD52 like 3 (gene TPD52L3). The transcript has a single exon. Lineage: Eukaryota; Metazoa; Chordata; Mammalia; Lagomorpha; Leporidae. The record is from RefSeq and is a predicted model, not a curated record. Bases 103 to 639 code for a protein of 178 amino acids. Gene Ontology annotation, cellular component: cytoplasm.